AUGUGUAAGAGCAUCUCCAGAGCUAGACCCAAACCGGGGGAAAGGCCCCCCCGGCGAGCCCAAGCGCCCUCCAGCGCGAGAAAAGAAGCCCGGGCAAAAGUCGGGUCCCACCAGCCCAGGCAGGCCCAAGGGCAAGUUCCGCAUGGGCUUCAGUCCGAGGGCUGUGACGUCAACGCUGACAUCAUAGCACGAUAA
Prunus armeniaca (apricot) is the source of this 195-nucleotide messenger RNA. Lineage: Eukaryota; Viridiplantae; Streptophyta; Magnoliopsida; Rosales; Rosaceae. The record is from the annotation of a GenBank genome assembly.